Sorex fumeus (smoky shrew) is the source of this 816-nucleotide messenger RNA. It is a transcript of the gene CENPVL3, whose product is annotated as centromere protein V like 3. The record is from RefSeq and is a predicted model, not a curated record. Lineage: Eukaryota; Metazoa; Chordata; Mammalia; Eulipotyphla; Soricidae. The coding region runs from base 1 to 786 and encodes 261 amino acids. The transcript has a single exon. Gene Ontology annotation, molecular function: carbon-sulfur lyase activity.
AUGGGUAGAGUGAAAAGCGGAUCUAACGUUGAGCUGCGCGGGCGGAAGCGUGUCAGGGACAGUGCAGGGUCCUGUGCUGCCUUCGCUGUCAUGGGCGGCCGGCGCCCAGCUGUCCGAGUCCGGAUGGGGAGCUACGGGGCCCGGAGAAAGGCUGGGGCGUCCAAGAAGGAUUUUGCCCGGUUGCGGCGGAAGCGCGGGUGGCGGCGUGCCCGCGGAAUUGGCUCCAAAGAUGAACUAGCAUCCGGGAAGACGCUGGCGAACCCCUGGUCCCAUGGUGAGAUGGAUCUGGGCGCGCAGCGGGAGCGUUGGGAGACAUUCAGGAAGCGACGGGGCCUCAGCUGCGAGGGUGCUGCCAAGUUCUUGCUGGACACCUUCGAGUUCCCGGGUCUGGUGAACCACACCGGAGGCUGCCACUGCGGCUUGGUGCGCUUUGCGGUCUGGGCGCCCGCCGACCUGAGCGUUCUGGAUUGCAGCUGCAGGCUGUGCAAGAAGAAGCAGCACCGCUACUUUCUCGUCCCGGCGUCGCGCUUCACGCUCCUCCGGGGCGCCGACAGCAUGGUCACCUACCAGUCCAACAAGCACCCGGCCCUGCACAGCUUCUGCAUCAAGUGCGGUGUGCAGAGUUUCCACACCUCUGUCUCUGAUCCGAGCGUUUAUGGCGUUGCCCCGCACUGCCUGGACGCGGGCACCGUGCGCAGCGUGGUCGUCGAGGAGGUUACCUGUGAUUCAUCGGGUGAUGAGGCCACCAAGGAGCCCAAGACCGUCGCGAACAAGACCACCACCUGAACCCCUGCCUCUCUUCAGAAAAUGACCGGC